Oppiella nova is the source of this 949-nucleotide messenger RNA. The record is from the annotation of a GenBank genome assembly. NCBI's taxonomy places the organism in Eukaryota, Metazoa, Arthropoda, Arachnida, Sarcoptiformes, Oppiidae.
CACUGACUGUGAGAUUGGAUUGAAUUUUCAAUAUUUUGCAAAUCAUUGUCACAAACAGUGAUCUCUUCUCAACUCAUCCAACACUUCCAGACAGUGACCGACCCAUCAAUCCUUCAAAAUGAGCGAUCAUUUGGGAAAAGAUAUGCGAAAAGUGAAGAAAGAGGAGGAGGACGACAAAGACAAGGAGAAGGAGAUCAAGACUCUGGAUGAGGCAGACAUCGCUCUGCUCAAGACAUACGGUUCGGGACAAUACAGUCGAUCCAUAAAGAAAGUGGAGGACGAGAUCCAGUCGAUCCUGAAGCGCGUGAAUGAGUUGACGGGAAUCAAGGUCAGCCUGUGGCCAGACCGCGGGGGGCGGGAGACCCUGAACCGACGCCUGUUCGUCUGGGACGUCUUGCUUUACAUAAUCAAUGUCAAACAGUUCGCUAAGUUUGUGGUCGAUUUGGCCGACACUGUGGCCCCCACUGACAUCGAGGAGGGCAUGCGGGUGGGCGUCGACCGCAACAAAUACCAGAUCCACAUCCCUCUGCCGCCCAAAAUUGAUCCCACGGUCACUAUGAUGCAGGUCGAGGACAAGCCGGACGUGACUUACAGUGAUGUCGGCGGCUGUAAAGAGCAGAUCGAGAAGUUGCGGGAAGUCGUCGAGACUCCACUCCUUCAUCCCGAACGGUUCGUUAAGUUGGGAAUAGAGCCACCAAAGGGUGUCCUACUGUUUGGUCCUCCGGGAACCGGUAAGACUCUGUGCGCUCGUGCCGUCGCCAACAGGACUGACGCCUGCUUUAUAAGAGUUAUCGGCUCUGAAUUGGUUCAGAAAUACGUCGGAGAGGGCGCCCGAAUGGUGAGAGAGCUCUUCGAGUUGGCCCGCAAUAAGAAGGCGUGUCUUAUAUUCUUCGAUGAGAUCGACGCCAUCGGUGAUAGACAAAUAGUACAAAUUGUUAAAGAAUAUUAA